Musca vetustissima is the source of this 1143-nucleotide messenger RNA. Its product is annotated as fork head domain-containing protein L1-like. NCBI's taxonomy places the organism in Eukaryota, Metazoa, Arthropoda, Insecta, Diptera, Muscidae. Gene Ontology annotation, molecular function: RNA polymerase II cis-regulatory region sequence-specific DNA binding; DNA-binding transcription factor activity, RNA polymerase II-specific. The transcript is spliced from 3 exons. The record is from RefSeq and is a predicted model, not a curated record. The coding region runs from base 1 to 1143 and encodes 380 amino acids. Gene Ontology annotation, biological process: regulation of transcription by RNA polymerase II; anatomical structure morphogenesis; cell differentiation.
AUGUUACCCUCACCAUAUUACCUAAAUCUAUCACCUUUAACGGCAAGUGCUGGUCCACUAUUACCACGUAACGAUUAUAUGGAUGCCGGUUUGACGCAUGGUCCUCCAUUGCCAACAAUGUUAACGGAUAACAACUCAUCACCGUCGGUUUCACCAAAUCCAUAUUUCUACUCGAAUAUGCAUCCAUUAAUGGCAAUGCCCAAUAAUAUGUGGUCAUAUCCAUGGUCAUUUCUGCAAAAUACCCAUCGUCCCGAAAAGCCACCAUUUUCGUAUAUUGCUUUGAUAGCCAUGGCCAUAAGUAGUGCACCAAAUCAACGCCUGACAUUAAGUGGAAUAUAUAAAUUUAUAAUGGACAAAUUUCCCUAUUAUCGUGAAAAUAAACAAGGCUGGCAGAAUUCUAUUCGCCACAAUCUAUCACUGAAUGAUUGUUUCGUUAAAGUUGCACGCGAUAAGAAUACGAUCGAUGAUAACGAUAGCGCCGGCAAAGGUAGCUAUUGGAUGUUGGAUGCUUCGGCUGGUGAUAUGUUCGAACAGGGCAACUAUCGCAGAAGGAGAACGAGAAGACAAAGACAGUGUUUGAAAACUGGGACAUUAUUAGGUGAAAGCUUUAAGGCCUCCGAACAACAAGGCAAUUUAGCUGAUCAAUCCUCUGGCAGUAUAGAAUCUAUGUUCAAUAUGAAUUCAUCGAAUUUAUGUUUGAACUACACAGAUCGUAUUACCGAAAUGCACCGACAAUAUUUAGCCUCAAUUGCACCAUUUAAUAUACUUUUCGGUAAUCCAUCUCUGGCCAAUUCUUCGUCCUCCAACAAUUGUUCAUCCCAACAACUGACAGAGGAAUAUUCGAAUCCGAAUUAUGCCUCCACUUCAAAUCAAACAUGUCAUGUUCCCGCCGCCCCUGCAUCACACACAGGUUCAACGAAUUCUUAUGCAGAUGUCGAGUCAUUAGAUUUCUCUGGUGAUGCCCUAUCGAACAGUAGCUGUUCAAGUGAUCGUAUGUUAACUCAGUCACCGAGUGCAUUUACACCCACCUGUUCGCUGAUGAAAAUCAAAAAAGAAAAAUCUCCCACACCAGAGCUGCAAAGUACCACCGCUAAUAAAAGUCCAACUGCCUUUAGUAUUGAGAAUAUCAUAAGAAAAGACUGA